This is a messenger RNA of Penicillium samsonianum, 1464 nucleotides long. RefSeq names its product cytochrome P450. The record is from RefSeq and is a predicted model, not a curated record. Gene Ontology annotation, molecular function: iron ion binding; oxidoreductase activity, acting on paired donors, with incorporation or reduction of molecular oxygen; heme binding. The annotation marks the transcript as partial. The transcript has 3 exons. Lineage: Eukaryota; Fungi; Ascomycota; Eurotiomycetes; Eurotiales; Aspergillaceae.
AGCCACUUAGAAUCGCUAACCGCCCUUCAGAUUGCGUUUGCCAUAUUUACCAAGGUCUUUUAUAAUGUGUAUCUGCACCCUCUCGCACAAUUCCCAGGACCAAAGUUCUACGCAGCAUCUCCCAUUCCUGUAGCACUAGCUCAGUUGAGAGGAGAUUUCCAUCAUUUCACUCAAGCGGCGCAUCGGCGAUAUGGAGCUGUGGUUCGAAUCAGCCCAAAUGAAUUAUCGUUUAUUUCUGCCACGGCAUGGAGCGAUAUCUAUGCAAGAUCCCAAGGAAAGCCGCCCCUUCCUCGUGACAAGACCUUCUUCAACGAUAUGCUGGUUGAUGAGAAAACCUUAACGAUGGCGGAUGAUCAAAACCAUGCUCGAAUGCGGCGAGCUAUGAACCCGGCAUUUGCACCACGAGCGUUGGCUAUGCAAGAGCCUAUUCUACAAAAGAACGUGGAGCUUUUUUUAAAUCAAUUACAAAGUCGGUCACUGGAGGGAAUGCCAAUCGACUUGCGUCUUUGGUACAACUUUAUUACGUUCGAUCUAAUUGGCGACCUCGCAUUUGGAGAGUCAUUUGGUUGUCUAGCAACAUCCACCUACCAUGAGUGGGUAAGCUUUGUCCUAGACCAUUUCUAUAUGUCAACAUUACUCCAAGUUAUACACCGAUUUCGUCCCCUAAAUCGGCUUUUCGCUGCUAUAAUCCCUUCGUCACUUGCAGAGAACAGAAAAACACACGAGGAAAUGGCACUCGGGAAAGUGCGCCGGCGCAUCCAAAGGGGCACAGAACGGCCAGACUUCAUGCACCCUUUGAUCGAGGCCCAGAAGAAGGGCACUAUUAGCGCAGAGGAGCUGGAGCAACAAGCCAGUAUUCUGAUCCUGGCAGGUAGUGAAACAACCGCAGUGGCUCUAACAUCUGCCACGUAUUUGCUAUUGCAAAGUCCAGAAGUAUUGACAGAGCUAAACAAGGAGUUGCACGCCAAUUUCCGGGACGAGAGUGAAAUCGAUGUCUUGUCACUCAAUAGGCUACGCUACCUACAAGCCAUCAUCGAGGAAACACUACGCCUGUUCCCGCCGAUCACAAACGGAUUUCCUCGACAAACUAUGGCCGGAGCUACCGUUAUUGAUGGAUAUUCUGUUCCGGAUGGUACUGUUGUCAAUAUCAGCCACUGGAGUGCGUAUCGCAGCGAGGUCAAUUUCUCGACACCCGAUGAAUUCAUCCCUGAUCGCUGGCUGGGUAACUCGCGGUUUGACGGGGAUGCAAAAGAUGUAUUUCAGCCAUUCUCCGUCGGACCUCGUAGUUGCAUAGGGAAGAAAUUUGCAUACGACAGCAUAAAACUCGUUCUGGCUCGGACCCUCUGGAGGUUCCAGAUGAAAUUGGAUCCCAGCAGUCAGAGGAGCUAUCUGGCAGAUCCAGUCUCAUUUGUCUCCUUCCACCAGCCCCCAUUGUUGGUCAAUCUGACUGCUAGGGAUAAUUGA